AACGGGAUAUUCAGCCGUGGCCUGCGGCUGCCAGAGCAACUCCUCAGGGGAAAUUAAGCGUCGAGUCAGACGGCACCGUGAUCGCCUUUAUAAGCGCCCCACCCGCCCGCCGCGCACACCCGGAUACCUGGGCUGCCGCGGCGCUGCGAGAGCGAGCCAGGGAGAGCCAGCCGGGCCGUGCGCGAGCGGGGCCGGGGCUCAUGCCCGUGUGAGCCCGGGUGUGCGCCGGGGUGGGUGCGGACCGGUGUGAGCACCGGCGUGCGCGCCGGGGUGGGGCGAGCCCCGCGUCUCCACCGGCCAUGAGGGGCGCGGGCGCCUGGGCCCCGCUCUGCCUGCUGCUGGCCGCCGCCGCCCAGCCCUCGCGGCAGCAGCCCCCGGAGAGACCUGUUUUCACAUGUGGUGGCAUUCUUACUGGAGAGUCUGGAUUUAUUGGCAGCGAAGGUUUUCCUGGAGUGUACCCUCCGAAUAGCAAAUGUACUUGGAAAAUCACAGUUCCCGAGGGAAAAGUGGUAGUUCUUAAUUUCCGAUUCAUAGACCUCGAGAGUGACAACCUGUGCCGCUAUGACUUUGUGGAUGUGUACAACGGCCACGCCAAUGGCCAGCGCAUUGGGCGCUUCUGCGGCACGUUCCGGCCUGGAGCCCUUGUGUCCAGUGGUAACAAGAUGAUGGUGCAGAUGAUCUCUGAUGCGAACACAGCUGGGAAUGGCUUCAUGGCCACGUUCUCUGCCGCUGAACCAAACGAAAGAGGGGAUCAGUAUUGUGGAGGACUGCUUGAAAGACCGUCCGGCUCUUUUACAACCCCCAACUGGCCAGACCGCGAUUACCCUGCAGGAGUCACCUGUGUGUGGCACAUUGUAGCCCCAAAGAAUCAGCUUAUAGAAUUAAUGUUUGAGAAGUUUGAUGUUGAGCGUGACAACUACUGCCGCUAUGACUACGUGGCUGUGUUUAAUGGUGGGGAAGCCGACGACACUAAGAGAAUCGGAAAGUAUUGUGGCGACAGUCCACCUGCGCCAAUUGUAUCUGAGAGAAAUGAACUUCUCAUUCAGUUUUUGUCAGACUUAAGUUUAACUGCAGAUGGAUUUAUUGCUCACUACACAUUUAGGCCCAAAAAAUUGCCUACAACUCUAGCACCACCUGUUACCACCACAGUCCCUGUAACUACGGAUUUAAAGCCCACCGUGGCCCUGUGUCAACAAAAGUGUAGACGGACGGGGACUCUGGAGAGCAAUUAUUGUUCAAGUAACUUCGUGUUGGCUGGCACUGUUAUCACAACCAUCACUCGAGGUGGGAGUUUGCAUGCCACAGUCUCAAUCAUCAACAUCUAUAAAGAGGGCAAUCUGGCAAUUCAGCAGGCCGGCAAGAACAUGAGUGCCAGGGUCAUCGUGGUGUGCAAGCAGUGCCCUCUGCUCAGAAGAGGUCUAAAUUACAUUAUUAUGGGCCAAGUGGGUGAAGAUGGGCAAGGCAAAAUCAUGCCAAACAGCUUUAUCAUGAUGUUCAAGACCAAGAACCAGAAGCUCCUGAAUGCCUUGGAAAACAAGCAAUGUUAACAGUGAACUGUGUCAAUCUAAGCUGCAUUCUCAUUGCCUUUGAGAGAUCUAUUUUUUUCUCAGUAUAAAAAAAAUCUUAUAAAAUUAAAUAUUGAGCAUUCAGAAAGAUUUACUCUUCACAUGAUGCAGGUAUGAGACCUCCGAUGUCGCUGGUGGAAGUUCUGUGCCUGCACCGAGAGGAGCAGAUAUCUGAUCGAAAACCUGCAGGUUUAGUGUGGUGAUAGGAAACUGAGUGUAUCAAGCGUUGACAGUUUGGAAGCAGUUUAUUUAUACAUCUCUGUAAAAGGAUAUUUUAGAAAUGAGUUGUGUGAAGAUGUAAAAAAGAGAUUUUAUAAGUGCAAUAUUUAUAGUGAUAUUUGUUUUACCUUCAAGCAUUCGCUCCGAGGUGUUAUAUUCUUCUCUUGCAUUUUUUAAAUCAAUGCUUAAUAAAGUAUUUUUAAAUGAUUAU
Ceratotherium simum simum (southern white rhinoceros) is the source of this 1995-nucleotide messenger RNA. RefSeq names its product procollagen C-endopeptidase enhancer 2 (gene PCOLCE2). Gene Ontology annotation, molecular function: protein binding; collagen binding; peptidase activator activity. NCBI's taxonomy places the organism in Eukaryota, Metazoa, Chordata, Mammalia, Perissodactyla, Rhinocerotidae. The record is from RefSeq and is a predicted model, not a curated record.